This is a messenger RNA of Parastagonospora nodorum SN15, 372 nucleotides long. RefSeq lists its product as hypothetical. The transcript is spliced from 3 exons. NCBI's taxonomy places the organism in Eukaryota, Fungi, Ascomycota, Dothideomycetes, Pleosporales, Phaeosphaeriaceae. The record is from RefSeq and is a predicted model, not a curated record. The coding region runs from base 1 to 372 and encodes 123 amino acids.
AUGUCCGACCCAAGUCUCUACACAUAUCCCUCUCCGCUAAAAGGCUACGAAGGUCUCGAUCCUCUACCAAACGAAAAAGCCCCCGACGGAAAAUCCUACCUCAACCCGCCCUCCUCCCAAAAAAGCCCAGCAUACACCUCCUUCCCCUCGCCCAUCACAAACGGCACACGCGGCGGCUUCGACAUACACAUCUACUUUCUGCAAAGCGACGACGAAGAGCUGAAAUUCGCAAAUGAGCUCUGGGAACGGAUUAGGCGCGAGUGUACGUAUACCUACACCCCUAUCUACAUCUACAUCUACAUCUACAUCUACAUCUACAUCUACAUCUACAUCUACAUCUACAUCUACAUCUACAUCUACAUCUCAUGCUAA